Thamnophis sirtalis is the source of this 3102-nucleotide messenger RNA. It is a transcript of the gene SMAD5, whose product is annotated as SMAD family member 5. The record is from RefSeq and is a predicted model, not a curated record. Gene Ontology annotation, cellular component: heteromeric SMAD protein complex. NCBI's taxonomy places the organism in Eukaryota, Metazoa, Chordata, Lepidosauria, Squamata, Natricidae. Gene Ontology annotation, biological process: SMAD protein signal transduction; BMP signaling pathway; anatomical structure morphogenesis. Gene Ontology annotation, molecular function: I-SMAD binding; RNA polymerase II cis-regulatory region sequence-specific DNA binding; DNA-binding transcription factor activity, RNA polymerase II-specific.
CAGACAUGCCUAACUCCGCCUCUUUUUCCCUCCUCGGCAGGUCUUGUCGAUUUCUCCUGGCCGGGGUUUCGCCGCUUCCUUCUUCGUCCGCCAGCCGCGAGUCGGGCGUUGUGCGGCCUUUCCUUACCCCCCCAUCCAGAGAGAUGCCGAAUGCAGACGGUAAAAAACUGUUGCCUGUCUUUGCUCGUGAAGCCUGCCACUGUCUUCUCUCCGCUGAAAAAACAGGUCUAAGAAAAAUCACUUCCUUGGAUUAAAAAGAAUUUAACCUGCAGUUGCAGUGUUAUUUUUGUGUCCUGAGAAACAGCAGUUUUGUUCUAAAAAUUGCUUUAAAACUUGUCAAAUGACCUCAAUGGCCAGUCUGUUCUCUUUUACUAGCCCAGCUGUAAAGCGCUUGUUGGGCUGGAAACAAGGCGAUGAAGAAGAAAAAUGGGCAGAAAAAGCAGUCGAUGCUUUGGUAAAAAAACUAAAGAAGAAAAAAGGAGCCAUGGAGGAACUGGAAAAGGCACUAAGUAGUCCUGGUCAACCCAGCAAAUGUGUUACAAUUCCUCGUUCAUUAGAUGGGCGGCUUCAGGUGUCACACCGCAAAGGCCUUCCCCACGUGAUUUACUGCCGUGUGUGGCGUUGGCCUGAUUUGCAGAGCCAUCAUGAGCUGAAGCCAUUGGACAUUUGUGAAUUUCCUUUUGGAUCUAAACAGAAAGAAGUUUGUAUCAACCCAUACCAUUACAAAAGGGUGGAGAGCCCAGUUUUACCUCCAGUCUUGGUGCCAAGGCACAGUGAAUUUAACCCACAGCAUAGCCUUUUGGUUCAGUUUAGAAACUUAACUCACAAUGAACCACAUAUGCCACACAAUGCUACCUUUCCAGAUUCAUUCCAACAGCCUAACAGCACUCCGUUUCCCAUGUCUCCAAAUAGUCCAUACCCACCAUCUCCAGGCAGCAGCAGUACCUAUCCAAAUUCUCCAGCUAGUUCUGGACCAUCUAGCCCAUUUCAACUACCAGCCGAUACACCACCACCUGCAUAUAUGCCUCCUGAAGACCAAAUGGGUCAAGAUACUUCACAAUCUAUGGAUACAAGCAAUAGUAUAAUUCCUCAGAUAAUGCCCAAUAUUUCGAGCAGAGAUGUUCAUCCUGUGGCCUAUGAAGAACCAAAACACUGGUGUUCAAUAGUGUAUUAUGAACUAAACAAUCGUGUUGGGGAGGCUUUUCAUGCGUCUUCUACCAGUAUUUUAGUAGAUGGUUUUACAGAUCCUUCUAACAACAAAAACAGAUUCUGCUUAGGUUUGCUCUCCAAUGUUAAUCGUAACUCAACAAUUGAGAAUACUCGGAGACACAUUGGAAAAGGCGUUCAUCUGUAUUAUGUUGGUGGGGAAGUCUAUGCAGAAUGCCUGAGUGACAGCAGCAUAUUCGUACAAAGUAGGAAUUGUAAUUAUCAUCACGGAUUUCACCCUACAACUGUAUGCAAGAUUCCCAGUGGCUGUAGUCUUAAAAUUUUUAACAAUCAGGAAUUUGCUCAGCUUCUAGCUCAGUCAGUCAAUCAUGGAUUUGAGGCAGUAUAUGAGCUCACCAAAAUGUGCACAAUUCGAAUGAGUUUUGUAAAGGGAUGGGGAGCAGAAUACCAUCGACAAGAUGUUACAAGCACCCCGUGUUGGAUAGAAAUCCAUCUUCAUGGGCCUCUUCAGUGGCUGGAUAAAGUACUUACCCAAAUGGGCUCCCCACUUAAUCCUAUUUCUUCUGUUUCAUAGUGCCAAAGUCUUUCUUCAGCAACUACAAUUUUAGUGACCAUUUUCUAAUUUUCCAGAAGCUUCCAGUGUGGAUUCUGUAGGAAUACAUCAUAAGUUACCUUUCUUCUACAAAUGACCAAUUCCAUUGUUUUAUCAUCAUUUUCCCUUUCAUUUCAUUUUAAGACUGUUCAAUUUGGAGGAAAACUGAAAAAUGCAGAAACUGUUUUACCUGAGCUAUACAUAUUUGAACAACGUUUGAUUCCACUGGAAGUAUUUUAACAAGUUUUCUGAGGACACGUUCUUGAAUGACUUUACACAAUGAAUAACAACACUAUCUCAUUUGCUAAAUCGAUAUAGUUCCAAUUUACCAUAAGGUUUUAAUAUUACUAUAUGGUUGUGUGGAUGAUCUAAAUCCACAAAGAGCCAGCUUUAUUAUACCUAAGAUUGCCUUUAGCUUAAAUAUGACCUCAAUAUGUACAUGUUGACAAGCACCUGUUACAGAUAGUGAUAACAUAAUGCAUUAGAGCAGGCUGUUUCUUUAAUCAGUAACAAAGUUACUUUCAUCACAGUUCAGUGUUGCCUUCAUAAUUUAGUCCUGUACUCGGAUCAAAGUCCAGGGAGAUUCAGAUGAAUGUGUGUAGGAUUGGUGCUUAACAGAUGUUUUGUCCAGGGUAUGCACCGUUUGAGGCAGUCUACAUUUAUUUGAAUGCAAAACACUAAAGUGCUGUGUAUCACAUUGCAAGAAUGUGCAUUGUUUUAUAUUUUAUUUUGCAUUUUUGUAGAAAAUAGCUUGGAGGCUUCCUAAAAAAUUACAUUUGCUAAUUUUCAAUAUUAUUUUCCUUUAAAUAUUACUUCUGUUUUGGGAGAUUUAAAUUUUACCUAACAAGUGUUGUAAAACACUUGCUUUUUUAUUGCUGGGGAAUCUCAUUCUCAUAAUAAUGAUUUAUGAGAAUAUUGUCAUGUGGGUGACUAAAAGUUGUAUGAUGUAAAAUAAACUUUUUUUAUUGGCAAGGGCUACAUUCUUUCAGGAGUAAACUCAUGGAGGCUAUAUACACUGAUUGGUGUUUGACAUUUAACAUCUUUAUCUUUCCUUUCUUCCCUACCUUCUCUUUGCCAAUGGGCUAAUAAUUCCUGCUAAAGGCUUAUAUCAAAUACAUGAAGCACAUUUUAAAAAUUAGGAUGUAUAUCUUUGGUAUAGUGUUCAUGAACCUUGAUCAUUCAUAACAUGCAAGAUCUCUUGUAUAAUUUAACAAAAACUGGCAAACUUACAUCUGGAUCAUAUUUAGAAUUGUUCUGAUUAAAGCAAUGGAAAGGCAUAACAAAUUACUGAUGAAUGGUUUGUCAUGGGAAUACAGGUGUUUAUUAAACGUUAUUUGUCUCCA